Silurus meridionalis is the source of this 1865-nucleotide messenger RNA. It is a transcript of the gene tram2, whose product is annotated as translocation associated membrane protein 2. Gene Ontology annotation, biological process: SRP-dependent cotranslational protein targeting to membrane, translocation; protein insertion into ER membrane. NCBI's taxonomy places the organism in Eukaryota, Metazoa, Chordata, Actinopteri, Siluriformes, Siluridae. Gene Ontology annotation, cellular component: endoplasmic reticulum membrane. The record is from RefSeq and is a predicted model, not a curated record. The transcript has 11 exons. The coding region runs from base 89 to 1195 and encodes 368 amino acids.
UUUUUUUUUUUUUUUUUUUUUGUAUUUUUGUAAACCGGAGCAGGAAAAACAGGGAGCCAAGAAGGGAAGAAGGGAAAAAAGGGAAACAAUGGCGUUCCGGAGAAGAAAUAAGAGCUAUCCUUUCUUUAGUCAGGAGUUUUUAAUUCAGAAUCAUGCGGACAUCGUCUUUAGUUUGGUCAUCUUCAUUUUAAUUGGCCUGAUGUUUGAGGCAACGGCAAAAACAGCAAUCCUCUUUAUCCAGCCACAGUACAACAUCAGCACAUUGACCACAGAUGGAGAGUUGACUCUGUACCAUUACGGGUGGAAAGACUGUGCCACCGCCCUCUUCUAUCUCUUCAUCACCAUCAUCCUCCAUGCUGUGGUUCAGGAGUACAUCCUGGAAAAAGUAAACAGACGUCUUCACCUUUCGAAAAGCAAGAACACUAAGUUUAAUGAGUCCGGACAGCUGUGUGUGUUCUACCUCGUCUCCAGCUUGUGGAGUUUAUACAUUCUCGCUACUGAGGGUUACAUUAUGCACCCAAGCAGCCUGUGGGAGAACUACCCUCACGUUCACCUGAGGUUCCAGGUGAAGUUUUUCUAUCUGACCCAGAUGGCGUAUUGGCUCCACGCACUGCCCGAGCUCUACUUCCAGAAAGUGCGCAAGGAAGAGAUCCCCCGUCAGUUGCAGUACAUCUGUCUGUACCUGUCUCACAUCUUGGCUGCGUACUUGUUAAAUCUAACGCGUGUAGGAUUGGUGUUGCUCUUCCUGCAGUAUGUCUCUGAGACGGGUUUCCAUCUCUCCAGACUCAUCUACUUUAUCGACGAGACUCACCAUAAAAUGUUUGAUCUGUGGUCAGUGGGGUUUGUUUUGACCCGUAUGGUUUCUCUGACUCUGAUGUUCUUGUCCGUGGGUUUUGGUUUGGCGCGAUCAGAAAACCAGACACUCAAUUGGGAGGCCGGAAACUUCAACACCCUCCCUAUAAGGCUUUUGGUGCUGUUCCUGGUGUGUUCUACACAGUCAUGGCUGUUGUGGAAGUUUUUCUGUUUCCAGUUGAGACGCACUCGUGAGUUCAGACUGGAGCAGGCAAGAAAAAGAGCAGCAGCUAAACAGUCUUCACGCACAGUCAAACGUGACACAGCUGGUAACCAUGAGAACGGCACACUUAAGGUGGAGAACGGAACGUCACCUCGGCUAAAGAAGCUCAAAGCCCCGUAACUCCAUCCCUUUUAUCAUUUCUGCCUCAUUUUUGUAAGGGAGAGAAACAGGAAACCAGUCACCAACUUCCUGUUCUGAUCCACGGUGGACUGAGGGUGCUACGACAUUCCAUAGAGGACGUGCCAUCCAAAAGUGUUGGGGAAAAAACAAACAAAAAAAAAAAACAUGUACCCUCCUUAUUCUUUUGUACAUCAUUAUCAGUAUUUGUUACUUUCUUUUCAAAUAAGCAUCGUUGCAUUUUCUCUUUUUUUUAUGCCGCUUUGCACCAAUCCGCCGCUUCUUUAUCCGUCAUCAGAAAGCCAUGUGUUUUUUAUAUUUCCUAAAACAGUACUGUAUCAGCCAGCCCUGGGGAAAGUGAUCAAAUAGGCCUAUGGUGGCCUGGGAAGGACAUCCAGAGUGCAGGUCAAAAUAUUUUGGGAUUUUGUUUAAGGGAGAGUAGACAGUAGACUGUAGACAGUAGACAGUAGACUGUAGACUGUAGACUGUAGACUGUAGACAGUAGACUGUAGACAGUAGACCGUAGACGGGUUCUUGCAUGUUGAUAUUUUUUCCUCCAUUACAGUUAGGAGGUUCGGCAGAUUGAAAUCCUUGACACAUUUUUUAAAAAAUUGUUAAGCUUCACAAUCGUGAUUUGUUAUGACAAUAAAAAAUGGCCGAGUUGUUUAUUUUA